AUCCCGGAAAUGGUCUUUUGAAAAUGGUUGCAUUCAAAUGGCAGUAUUGCUAAGCACGAAAAUACUGAUACAUUAAUAGUCGCUGUCCCUUUGUCGUCAACUCGGUUUACCUGACAUAAUGCGUCGCCUUGGUUCAGUCCAACAAAAGAUGCCAUGUGUGUUUUUGACGGAGGUGAAAGAGGAGCCAUCGAGAAAACGCGACUGUCAGCAAUUCCAGGUUGUAGCAACAGAAAACGUGAACCCGAGGGCACUCGAAUCAAAUAUUGACUGCGCCCUCGCCACAGAAAAGCUUGAUGGAACCUGCUGUUACGUGUCUUUAUAUAACGGAGAGCCAUAUCUCUGGGCUCGGUUAGAUAGGAAACCAAACAAGCAAGCUGAUAAGAGAUUUAAAAAGUUUCAUCACUCUCGCAAAAGCUGCAAAGAAUUCACUUGGAAUGUGGAGGAGGACUUCAGGAAUGUUCCGGAUUCAUGGAUUCCAGCGCAUGGCGUACAACACCACAAUGGUCAGCCCGUGCCUGAUGAAAAUGGCCACAUUCCAGGUUGGGUUCCAGUGGAGAAAAACAACAAGCAGUACUGCUGGCAUUCAUCGGUGGUGAAUUAUGACGCUGGGAUAGCUCUAGUUCUGAGGCCCGGCUCAGAUGACAGCGAGCUGUUGGAAGUAGCCGCUGUUCCGCUUUCAGAGCUUCUCGAGCAAACGUUAGAACUCAUCGGAACCAACGUCAACGCCAAUCCUUACGGGCUGGGCUGUAAAAAACAACCCAUCCAUGUUCUUGUGCCACAUGGGAUCAUUCGCAUCCGAAACGCUCCAGCAGUGCACUACCAGCAGUUGACGGAUUGGUUUCAGGGCUGUGCAGAGGGCAAAGUGGAGGGCAUCGUCUGGCACUGUAAUGACGGGAUGCUUGUGAAGCUUCAUCGUCAUCAUCUCGGCUUGAAAUGGCCUGUUGGAGACACGUUUCUAAACAAGAGGCCUGUUGUCAUCCGUGUCAACUGGGUGACCUAUGAAUUGGACGUUGGAUCUGAAGACUUGUUUGUCUCUUUCACAAACUUGAAUGGACGUUGUUUUGACUGCAUUAAGGAUGUUCACUUCGAAACAUGAACUUUGACACUAAAACAUUCCUACUUGUAUGCCCUACCCACACACAGUCAUCAUACCGAUAUUCUGCUUACAUACUGUAGGUCAUAACAGCCAUUGGCCUGACAUGGUUCACUCAAUGUGCACGUUUUCUGUAAAUACCAAAUAACGUUACAUGCAAGCUAUGGUUUAUUUUGACUAGUAAAAAUUGCAUAAUGAGAAAAGCUUGCACAUGUCAAAUAUUUCUGGAAAUCUAUUGUAAGGUGGCGGCACGGAUGGUGCAGUGGGUAGCACUGCCGCCUCACAGCAAGGAGGUCCUGGGUUCGAAUCCCCGUCGGCCGGGGCCUCUCUGUGCGGAGUUUGCAUGUUCUCCCCGUGUCUGCGUGGGUUUCCUCCGGGUACUCCGGUUUCCUCCCACAGUCCAAAGACAUGCAUGUUAGGCUGAUUGGAGAGUCUAAAUUGCCCAUAGGUAUGAGUGUGUGAGUGAAUGGUGUGUGUGCCCUGUGAUGGACUGGCGACCCAUCCAGGGUGUAUUCCUGCCUUUCGCCCAAUGUAUGCUGGGAUAGGCUCCAGCCCCCCUGCGACCCUGUUCAGGAUAAGUGGGUUCAGAUAAUGGAUGGAUGGAUGGAUAUUGUAAGGUAUGCUCUUCUGUACUUAACAGUUGCAUUCCUUUGAACCAAAUGAUCGUAGAAGUGCUUAAUAAAAAUGAUAAAUGUGUAA
Messenger RNA from Conger conger (European conger), 1792 nucleotides. It is a transcript of the gene rlig1, whose product is annotated as RNA 5'-phosphate and 3'-OH ligase 1. The record is from RefSeq and is a predicted model, not a curated record. Lineage: Eukaryota; Metazoa; Chordata; Actinopteri; Anguilliformes; Congridae. Gene Ontology annotation, molecular function: RNA ligase (ATP) activity. Gene Ontology annotation, biological process: response to reactive oxygen species. Bases 119 to 1096 code for a protein of 325 amino acids. The transcript is spliced from 7 exons.